Messenger RNA from Heterocephalus glaber (naked mole-rat), 2146 nucleotides. RefSeq names its product N6-Methyl-AMP deaminase (gene Mapda). NCBI's taxonomy places the organism in Eukaryota, Metazoa, Chordata, Mammalia, Rodentia, Bathyergidae. The record is from RefSeq and is a predicted model, not a curated record. Gene Ontology annotation, molecular function: adenosine deaminase activity. Gene Ontology annotation, biological process: adenosine catabolic process; inosine biosynthetic process.
GCUUCGCCGAGCGGGAUUGAACAGUGUUCCUGUACUCAGAAUCAGCAGCGAGCGUCCUUUCUUUGAUUGCCCAGAUAUUUUCCCAGAAGGACUGAAUGACAACGUGCGAGGCUGACAAUGGUUAAACCACUCACCCUGUUUCUACAGAAUGCCACUUUCCUUCACUCCAGUCUUCUGUAAUGCCAAAGUAGCAGUGAGUACGGUCCGCGAAAGCUGCUCGCGGAAGAGAGGAGGAAGCAAAUACAUACUGCACAUGUGUGAUGUGUCCUUGAGGGAAACCAGGAGAGAGGAAGAAGUUGAAGGAACAGAAAAAUAAGAUAACUCACUGGUAGAGUUUCUCUGACUCAAAAGACUGACACCGGAGCCAUGAGGAUAACUGACUCAGGCCACAAAGAUGCCAGAAUGCAGAAUUGAUGAAAGGGCAAACCUAGGUCCAUCUGACUCCAUGCUUCUGCUCUUCCUUGAUAUAGUCUAAUCAGUCAAAAUAUGAAAUUGAACCCAGAACUAUAUAUACACCCGAUCUUAUGAAAAUGUGUGGAAGCAAUCUGAAGAAAAUCCAGGAACACAGAAUUUACUGAAAUAUAAGAGUGGAAAAGGACCACUUUUUCCUGCUGAGAUCAUGGAGGCAGAACAGCAGCAGCCAUGGAUGACAGACUUUUACUCAGAAUUGCCCAAAGUGGAACUUCAUGCCCACUUGAAUGGAUCCAUUAGUUCAAAUACCAUGAAGAAAUUAAUAGCCAAGAAGCCAAAUCUUGACAUCAACAAUCAGAUGACUGUGAUUGACAAAGGAAAGAAAAGAACUUUAGAAGAAUGUUUCCAGAUGUUUCAAAUUAUUCAUCAGCUUACUACUGGGCCUGAAGAUAUUCUAAUGGUCACAAAAGAUGUCAUUAAAGAAUUUGCUGAUGAUGGUAUCAAGUACUUGGAACUGAGGAGCACACCCAGAAGCGAAAGUGCUACAGGAAUGACCAAAAAGACUUAUGUGGAAUCUAUACUUGAGGGUAUAAAACAGUCCAAACAAGAAAACUUAGACAUUGAUGUUAGGUAUUUGAUAGCAGUUGACAGAAGAGGUGGCCCUGUGGUAGCCAAGGAGAUUGUUAAACUUGCAAAAGAGUUCUUCCUUUCUGCCGAGGAUACAGUUCUUGGCCUUGACCUCAGUGGAGAUCCUACUAUAGGACAAGCAAAAGACUUCUUGGAACCACUUUUAGAAGCUAAAAGAGCAGGCCUAAAGUUGGCAUUACAUCUUUCAGAGAUUCCAAACCAAAAAGAAGAAACCCAGAUGCUCCUGGAUCUGCUUCCUGACAGAAUUGGGCACGGAACAUUUCUCACCUCCUCUGAGAGAGGAUCCCUGGAUCUGGUGAACUUUGUAAGGCAGCAUCGGAUACCACUUGAACUCUGUUUGACUUCAAACGUCAAAAGUCAGACAGUUCCAUCUUACGACCAGCAUCACUUCGGAUUCUGGUACAGCAUUUCUCAUCCAUCUGUGAUCUGUACUGAUGAUAAGGGCAUUUUUGCAACCUGCCUUUCUCAAGAGUACCAGCUGGCAGCUGAAACAUUUAAAUUGACCCAGUCUCAAGUGUGGGAUCUGUCUUAUGAGUCCAUCAGCUAUAUCUUUGCUUCUGACAGCACCAGAUCGGAACUGAGGAAAAAGUGGAAUCGCCUGAAGCCCAAAGUGUUACACUUUUAAGCUUUGAAGGGGAACUGCUUUUGGAUCUGUGUUGCAAGAUCUUCCUGCCAUAUCCCACUCAGUAAACUAUCCACCACUUCCUUUGAAGCAUAGCAGUACACAUGGCAGGUGCUCAGUGAUUAUGUCUUAAGAUGACUAGCAGGUCCUGAGGUCUUGCAUGGCUUUACUUCCCUGUUGCUCACUGGAAGAAACUGGAUUCCCCGUUCCACUAUGGGUUUUAAAAUUUAGCAGUCUCUCCAUAUUAGUGAUCAUAAAAUGUCAGGGAAAUCAGCCAUUUCUUAUCAGGAAAAGUUUUCAAAUUAUUAGUUUAAGGUAAAGAGAAGGGGGAAAACAGAUUGCUGCGGACUCUUAAACCUACCAGUUUUUGCCAACAGAUCUGUAUUUUUUGUGUUUAUAUAUGUUCUGAGUAAAGCCACCAAAGCGCAUCUUGGUACCUAAUAAAUUCUAACCAUUCAGAAGUGA